GGAUACCUUUAGGACGCGUUCUUUAGAGAAAACAGGGCUCAGAAAUCCGAAGACUGAACAGUGACAAUGGGGAUGGACUCUGAAUACUUGAAGAGAAGUUUAGGAAAAUGUCUGGCAGAAGGACUGGCUGAAGUUGCAGAAAAAAGACCAAUGGAUCCCAUUGAGUACCUAGCACUCUGGAUUUACAAGUACAGAAGCAAUCUAGAUGAAUAUGAAAAGAGGAGGCUGGAGCGAGAAGAGCUUGAAAGAGAGAAAGAGGAGGCGUGCAAAGAACUGGAAAUGAUUGAAAAACUAAGAGAAGAGGAAAUUCUAAUACAGCAGAGAAUUGAGGAGACUAUGAAGAGUAAAGUUUUAGAUCAAGAUCCCGAGAAGACUCUCUCAGAACUUACUGAAAAGUUUGGGGUGCCCCACCUGCCGACAGUGGAGGAAAUAGAUGAGAAUCUGCCUAGUGCUGGGGGUAAACAGUUGAGCGUUGAGGUAUCUCCAAGGGGUGAUGACGAGGAAGUGGCCCCACCUGAAGGUUUGUCUGUGAAUGGAAUUGAGGCUGAUGUGCCACCAAGCCGGUCAUAUGAAACAAAGGGAUCAAGCUCAGAAGCUGGUAUGGAGAAAAGCCAAGAAGAAACUGAGGCGUCUGAUGGGGAGCACAAUAAGGAAUCUUUUCACAAAGCUGAUGAUAUAGAAGAUGUUAAAGAAAAAGAAACUGAUGCCCAAUCAGAAGAAGCUGAUACUUGAGAAUGACUUGUGUCAUGAAGAACUUAUAUGUUAAAGCGACAUAAAACUCAAACGUUUUCUUCCGUGAUUCAGACAGUAAAUACAAUUUAAAAUAACUUUCCAAUUUACUCAAAUUUGUUUCAUUCUGUUGGUAUCCUUUGUAGGAGUAGCAAUGUACUACUGGGAGCUAGCUGACACAGGUGAGCCAUUGACAAGAUACAAAUGUGUGUAGCUACCAAUCAGCAGCUUGCUCCCGGUAGUGCAUUGCUCCUGCUGAGAUUAUGUACAUAUACUUUUCAACAAAGGAUUCCAAGAGUACAAAGCAAAUGUAAUAUCCGUUUAAAGUUGUAUGCUUGAUCUGAAUCCUGAAGGUUUAAUUUUUACUUUAUAGUCCCUUUAAUGAAACAGAUACUGAUUUACAGAAACUAGAAGAAACUAAUUCCGAUUACAUUUACAUGACCGAGGGAGCUUAGUCUGGUUAUUUAUGCAGAUUCAUUUCUCCACAUUUCAGGUUCUGAUGUAUUAUCGCACAUCUAAGGAUGUUAAUAUGAAGGAAUUAUAGAAAGCAUUUAUUGAUAAAUUUGAUAAUAAUUGUGUUAUAACAGGAAUAUUUUCUUGUAUCUUAUGUUUUAAUAAUUUAUUAAAGAAUUUGUAAUUUAUUUUAAAAAAUUAAAAUAAAGACAGGUCAAUAAAAUCUGUAAUUAUGUUUUCACUUGACAGUAAUAUUUAAAGGGACAGUCUAGUCAAAAUUAAACUUUCAUGAUUCAUAUAAGUCAUGCAAUUUUAAACAACUUUAUAAUUAACUUUUAUCAAAUGUCCUUUGUUCUUUUGAUAUUCUAUGUUGAAAGCUAAACCUAGGUAGACUCAUGCUAAUUUCUAAGACCUUGAAGGCCGCCUCUUAUCUCAGUGCAUUUUGACAGCUUUUCAUAGCUAGACAGCACUAGUUCAUGUGGGCCAUAUAGAUAAACACUGUGCUCACUCCUGUGGAGUUAUUUAUGAGUUAGCACUAAUUGGCUAAAAUGCAAGUCUGUCAAAAGCACUGAGAUAAGGGACAGUAUGCAGAGGCUUAGAUACAAGGUAAUCACAGAGGUAAAAAGUAUAUUAAUAUAACUGUGUUGCAAAACUGGAGAAUGCAUAAUAAAGGGAUUAUCUAUCUUUUUAAUUAAUAACAA
This is a messenger RNA of Bombina bombina (fire-bellied toad), 1883 nucleotides long. RefSeq names its product DPY30 domain-containing protein 1-like. Bases 67 to 732 code for a protein of 221 amino acids. The record is from RefSeq and is a predicted model, not a curated record. NCBI's taxonomy places the organism in Eukaryota, Metazoa, Chordata, Amphibia, Anura, Bombinatoridae. Gene Ontology annotation, cellular component: Set1C/COMPASS complex. The transcript has 5 exons.